AUGGAGGACCCGUCAGGCGACGUGCAGGCCGUGUGGCAGUGCGAGGACGUGCUGGCGCGGCUGUGGGCCAGCGGCGCGUUUGACGACGCCAAGAGCAUCGUUGACAUGGCCGUGCUCACUGGCGUUGACGCCCUCAGACUCGCGCUUACUGCAGCCAACGAGCUAUCGGCAGAGGAAGCUCGGCGAAUCGUGUCUCAGCACCUGGCGCCGGCAGGCGCGGAUCUUCAUGCCUUCACUCCCCCUGACUUCCAUCCACAUCCGCCCUCCUUCCUCCCGCGUGUCGCCCACCCGCCAACCCGCCAGUGGGCUCUCUCCGUGCAUCGCCUCUGGCCGCUCCUCUCCUUCCGCACUGCCCCUCCUUCCACCGCCGCUGCCACUGCCACGGCCUCCCAUCCUGUGCGCGCCCUUCCAGCUAUUCCCAGCGCGCAUCCCCCCUGCGCUGAUUCAAAGCGCAGUGCAUGGGGGGAACGGGGAGUCGACGCGGGGGCGGCGCCUGAGGUACAGCAGCAGGAUGACGGGGGGCAGGGGAGGGGAGCACCGCAUGAUGGGCUGGUGAUGCAGGGAGGUUCGCUGCUGGCGCUGCCACAUGCGCCGGUGAUAAUACCGGGGGAGAGGUUUAGGGAGAUGUACUACUGGGACACUUACUGGGUCAUCAGGGGGCUGCUGGUGAGUGGAAUGCUGGACUCUGCCCUGGCGGCCGUGCGCAACCUGCUGCAUCUCGCCCGCACGCACGCACAUGUUCCCAACGGCUCCCGCGCUUACUACCUCAAUAGAAGCCAGCCGCCACUGCUGAGUCACAUGGUGCGCGCAGUGCAUGCAGCGCUGCAGGCGCAAGGGCAGGGAGAGCAUGGCCAGCACGCACAGCAGGAUGGGGAGGCGUCAGCGGGGAGUGAGGGCGCAGGCAUGGGGCGCAGCGAGCAGGCGGAGAGUCUGUUGAGGGAGGCAGUGCCAGUGCUGGUCAGGGAGCAUGAGUUCUGGACGCAAGCACCGCAUGGCAUCACAGUGUACCACCCUCCCUCUGGGCGCUCGUUCAACCUCUCCCGCUACUAUGCCAUGUGGACCCGCCCUCGCCCUGAAUCCUUCCCUCAGGACACGGAGACAGCGCGCCUGGCAUCGCAGCGCCCCCUGCAGCAUCUGCAGCACCACGCCACCUCGCCGUGCGGGGCCUGGCAGGUGCAGGCGGCGUUGUUCAGGGAGCUGGCCACGGUGGCAGAGUCAGGCUGGGACUUCAGCUCGCGCUGGAUGCGUGACCCCAGCGACUUGACGAGCAGCCACCCCACGGCAGUACUGCCAGCGGACCUCAACGCGCUGCUCUUCCACCUCGAGACCAACGUCGCCGCGCUCGCCACCUCGCUGCUCUCCGCCCUCUCCUCCUGCCCCCACGCUGCCACUGCUGCGCCUGCUGAGGGGGCACAGGCGGCAGCAGUGAGUGGCGCAUGGCUGGCAGAGGUGGCGGCGCGCUUUGGGGUGCUGGCGGAGCGGAGGAGGGAGGCCAUGGACGUGAUGAUGUGGUGCCAGGGGGAGCAGACGCAGGGGGGAGGAGGGGUAGGUGACGCAGCAGCAGAGGGAGGAAGAGCGGCAGGGGGUGGCAACGAGCAAGUGGGGCGAUGGAGGGAUGUCUGGAUCCAACCGGGGGGCAGGGGUGUGGAGGAAGGUGGCACUGCUGCAGAUGCUGUGAGUGUGGGUGGGGAGCUGGAGCAGGGCCAGCAUCGGUGCAUGCGGCUCAUGAAUGGGUGGCUGUGGCACCACCUUGCGACGCCAGCACUUGUGCCAGCGGAGGGGCAGUGCAAGGGACUGCGCCAUCAGGCGAUGUGUACGCAUCUGAUUACAUCCCCCUGUGGUGACCCCCGUAUCGACCUUGUCGUUGCAUCGCUGCAGUCCUCCAAUCUGUUGCUGCCAGCUGGCAUUGCCACAUCAACGAGAUUUACGGGGCAGCAGUGGGACUACCCCAACGUGUGGCCACCCUUGCACCAUGCCAUAUGCGAGGCCCUACUCCUCACUGCCACGCCACGUGCAAUUGCUCUCGCACGCCCCCUCGCGCACCGCUUCCUGGCCACGGCACGCGAGGCAUUUGAGCGCACGGGGGCCAUGCAUGAGAAGUACGACGGCAGGCAGAGGGGCGCCGUGGGAAGUGGAGGCGAGUACAACCCACAGCUGCUGUGUCUGCACGGCUUCCCGUCCUUCUGGUACACAUGGAAGCACCAGUUCCACUUCUUCGCCAGUCGCGGGUACCACGUGGUGGCGCCGGAUCUGCGCGGCUACAGCUGGUCGGGCAAGCCGCCGGAGGUCGCGGCGUACAGCCGCGCGGCGCUGCUGUCGGACGUGGCGGCGGUGGCGGCGCACUUCGGCGUGCGGGAGGACGCGGACGGGCAGGCGCGCAGCAAGAUGGUGCUGGGCGAGCAGGUGGGGCAUGACUGGGGAGGCAACGUGGCGUGGGAGUUCGCACACGACCACCCCGCGCUGCUGCACGCGCUCGUCAUCUGCAACAUGCCUCACCCCUCCGCCUUCGGUGACGCCCUGCGCUCCAAGCCCACGCAGAUGCGGCGCAGCUGGUACAUCUGUGAGUCCCUGCGCGCCCCCACCCUGUCCCAUACGCCGCUUCUCCUCCGUUCAUUCCACCACCCCCGUGUUCCGCACACUCACUCAUCCCCUUCCCCCCCUCCCCCCGUGCGCAGUUCUCUUCCAGCUGGGCAGCCUGGGCGAGGCCUUCAUGUCGCUCAGCAAGUCAGUGCCGCGCUGCCCUCGCCAGCCCCCCUCACACCCAUGCACCGCGUACCCUGCCGUAUCAUGCGUCUGUUGCCAUCUCCCUUUACGUCCUUUUCUCAAUCCUUGUCGCCACCGUCCCUCAUGUCUUUCCUGUUCUCCCUUUUUCACGUCCCUGCCCGCCCCUUCUGCUGCUCUCUUGUCCAUGCGUGUGUGCGCCAUGUGGUGCGCUUACUGUGCGCUGUCAGCUUCUACAUGCUGCGCGGCGUCGUCCAGGGCGACCCCAAGGUGCCGCAGACCCAAGACGACGUGCAGCGGCACGUGGCAGCGUUCUCCAUCCCGGGCGCGCUCACGUGCGCCAUCAACCUGUACCGCGCUGCCUUCCACAAGCACUGGCUCCGCCCCGACACCUCCCACGCCACUGUGGAGGUGCCGGUGCUCAUGCUGUGGGGCGAUGACGACUGGGCAUUCAACCCGGACCUCUCCCAGCCGCCACCAGCCCUCGUGCCCGACUGCCGCGUUGUCCACUUCCCCCAGGCACGCCCCUUGCCCGCCUUCCCACACCAUCCGCACCCUUUUCGGCCAGCGUCCCUCCCUUUGCCCAUAUGUGGACACAGAGAGGCACAAGCUUGCAUCAACCCGCAUUCACCUCUCAAGCUUUAUUGCACACAUGCAGAUGGUGCGACUCAUGCAGUAGACGGCAAUGGUGUGUGGUGUGUGGUGCAUGGCAGGCGUCGCACUGGGUGA
Messenger RNA from Closterium sp. Naga37s-1, 3450 nucleotides. NCBI's taxonomy places the organism in Eukaryota, Viridiplantae, Streptophyta, Zygnematophyceae, Desmidiales, Closteriaceae. The record is from the annotation of a GenBank genome assembly.